AUGGAUUUAAAUCUUGUUGGCAAAAAAGAUGAUAUUGUUACUGAAUUUCAUCUCUUGCCCAAUGUUCAUAAUCUUUGUUCGAUGACUUAUGAUAUAAAGACGAAACUAGUAUUUGCUACAUGGCAACAUGGAUCGAUUGAUCGCGAUCUCGUCAUGCUCUAUAUGGAUCCCUACACAAGUAGAUUGAGCAAUGAAACACUGCUCUUAAAAACACCAAAUGAAUGGGUAGUUGAAUCUAUUCAAGCUAUUUUUGAUGAACAAACUCGUCAAAUAUUAUUUGUUAUCGAACAUCAACAAGAGAGUACGUUUGAUGAAAAAUAUUGGUUAAUGUUUGUUGAAUUUGAUACGAUGAAAGUGAAUAUGAAAAAACAAAUUACUAAACCUGAUUUUGACAUAUGGGAAUUGUUUAUUAUUCCAUAG
Messenger RNA from Rotaria sordida, 420 nucleotides. The record is from the annotation of a GenBank genome assembly. NCBI's taxonomy places the organism in Eukaryota, Metazoa, Rotifera, Eurotatoria, Philodinida, Philodinidae.